AUGGCACUGAAAACGAAGUAUAGAAUCAGCCAGAAGGAGAUCCAGAGUUCAAUCCAGGCAACAAUAUCUCAAGGCAACACAGUAGAGAAUGAGCAGGCAGAAGUGUCAGAGUUUGGUCCAGAAGUAUUUAUGCCAGAAAUCAAGCCCAGGGUCCUCUUGGUCCAUCCAUCUUGGACUUUGGUGGUUGUGGUGGGGGGUUCCCAGUCCUUCAGGUCAUCCUGCAUGGAUGAGUCUUCUAGCAGGAACAUGACACUUUUCCAUGUGGUGUCAGGGCAAUUCCACGGUUCGCUUGGAUAUGGCUCUGCUCCAGUGAUGAAUGACCAAAGCCAAGGAGCUUUCUUCCAGCGGAUGUUCCCUAAUGAGGACCACCAGUAUACGGGGAUUCUCCAGAUGCUGCUUCUGUUCAGGUGGACCUGGAUUGGGGUCAUUUUUAUAGGUGAUGAUAGUGGGCUGAAAUUUGUACAAACUGCGCUUCCCAAGUUUUCCCAGAGAGGUAUCUGCUUUGACUUUAUAGAAAUGAUGCCAACAUUAUAUUUUACCUCUGACAUUCUUGAAAUGAUGGCAGUUUGGGUUGCAAUGUACAGGGUUAUUAUGAGCCGCACUGCUAAGGUUGUGGUUUUACAUGGUGAAAUUCACACUAUAAUAUUUUUGAGAAUUUUUCCUGAGGUUUCUGAUGUUGAGGACAUACCUAUCAAGACGAAAGGAAAAGUCUGGAUCCUGACAGCUCAGAUGGAGUUCACAUCAGUUCCUAUUCAAAGAAUAUGGGCAAUAGACAUCAUCCAUGGUGCUCUAUCCUUUGCCAUUCACUCAAAGUUUGUGAAAGGAUUCCAGAAAUUUCUUCUGAUGAGAAACCCUACAUCAACCAAAGACGAUGGCUUUAUCAAGGACUUCUGGCAGCAGACUUUUAACUGUUUGUUCCUAAAUACUGAAACAGAACAGCAGAAUGAGAAAAUCUGCACAGGGGAGGAGAAACUAGAGACUCUUCCUGGGUCUGUAUUUGAAAUGAGCAUGACCAGCCACAGCUACAGCAUUUACAAUGCUGUCCAUGCUCUUUGCCGCUAUUUAAGAAGUGUCUCAUUUAACAACAGUGCUGGGGAAACAGUUUCCUUUGACCAAAAUGGCGCCUUGGCAGCUGGAUUUGACAUUAUCAACUGGGUCACAUUCCCAAACCAGUCCUUCCUUAGAGUCAAAGUUGGAAAGGUGGACCCCUCUGCCCCCAAAGAUCAAAUGUUCAGCAUUUCUAUGGAUUCAAUCAUGCAGCCCCUUUCUCUGUGUAAUGAGUUCUGCCAUUUGGGUUACAGUAAGACAAAAAAGGAAGGGAAACCAUUUUGCUGCUAUGAUUGCCUUCCGUGUCCAGAAGGGAAGAUUUCAAACAAGAGAGACAUGGAUUACUGUUAUCAGUGUGCAGAAGAUCAUUAUCCAAACAAGAACCAGGAUUUGUGCAUUCCCAAAGAUAUCAGCUUUCUGACUUAUGAAGAACCUUUGGGGAUCAGUUUAGCUACUGUUGCUCUUUCCCUUUCUUUCAUCACAGUGUUGGUGCUUUGGAUCUUCAUUAAGCACAAGGACACACCCAUAGUCAAAGCCAACAACCAAAACCUCACCUUCGCUCUCCUUAUCUCCCUUCUGCUCUCCUUCUUUUGUGCCUUGCUAUUCAUCGGCCGACCAGAAAAGGGGACUUGUCUUCUUCGACAAACUGCUUUUGGCAUCAUCUUCUCAGGUGCGGUUUCUUGCGUGUUGGCCAAAACCAUCACUGUGGUUCUUGCUUUCAUGGCCACCAAGCCAGGGUCCAGAAUGAGGAAAUGGGUGGGGAAAAGACUGGCUAAUUCCAUAGUUAUUUCCAGCUCCCUUAUUCAAAUCACUAUUUGUACAGUUUGGCUGUCUACCUCUCCUCCAUUUCCAGAUUUUGACAUGCAUUCAAUGACCGAAGAAAUUAUACUGGAAUGUAAUGAAGGUUCAGCUGUCAUGUUCUACUGUGUUCUGGGCUUUAUGGGCUUCCUGGCCAUUGUUAGUUUCACUGUGGCUUUCCUGGGCAGGAAGUUACCUGACAGUUUUAAUGAAACCACAUUUAUCACCCUCAGCAUGUUGGUCUUCUGCAGUGUCUGGCUGUCCUUUGUUCCAACUUAUCUGAGUACAAAAGGAAAAUACAUGGUGGCUGUGGAGAUCUUCUCUAUGUUGUCCUCCAGUACUGGAUUGCUUGGCUGUAUUUUUCCUCCCAAAUGCUAUAUCAUUAUGAUAAGACCUGAUCUGAAUAAUAGACAGCAGCUAAUGAGAAGAAAUAAUUAA
This is a messenger RNA of Elgaria multicarinata webbii, 2283 nucleotides long. RefSeq names its product vomeronasal type-2 receptor 26-like. Gene Ontology annotation, biological process: G protein-coupled receptor signaling pathway. Lineage: Eukaryota; Metazoa; Chordata; Lepidosauria; Squamata; Anguidae. Gene Ontology annotation, molecular function: G protein-coupled receptor activity. Bases 1 to 2283 code for a protein of 760 amino acids. The transcript has 5 exons. The record is from RefSeq and is a predicted model, not a curated record. Gene Ontology annotation, cellular component: plasma membrane.